Molecule: messenger RNA, 2521 nt
Organism: Mytilus californianus (California mussel)
Lineage: Eukaryota; Metazoa; Mollusca; Bivalvia; Mytilida; Mytilidae
Product: WD repeat-containing protein 93-like
Exons: 21
Coding region: 140-2350 (736 amino acids)
Source: RefSeq, a predicted model, not a curated record
CGGUAACAUGUCCGACUUGGAAACAGAAUAAUAUCCACAGAUCACUAAAAUAUGCACUGAUGAUAAUUUAACAUCAUAUAUGCACAUCUAAUAACCCUUUUGUUUAAAUUUUAAUCCCAGAACUACUGUUUGCUUGAAAAUGCCUGUUUACAUUCGAAAAAAUGUAAAUUUUACACCACCAUCUUUGGACAAAAUUCCACUGGAAGAUGAAGAUGAUUACAUUACUGACCCUGACCAACUGAAAGACCCACUUCCACAACCUUAUCGAAUGAUUGAUAAGGUUCUGGGACAGUUAGUUGAAGAUGUAUGGGAUAUAGUUGAGUCUAGAGAGAAUGAAAGACUUGAAGAGAGUAGAAAAGUUCGACCACCUCGACAUGAAAAUACAAAAAGUUUAGAGUACCUGCGUAAAUGUGGAUGUAUGACAGAUAGUGGAGAUGGUCUUUACAUGUUUAUAGGCCAUUCUAAAGGAAUUAUUGUGAUUGAUGCUAAUACUCAAGAGAAGGUGACAUUAUGGGAAGAAGACAGAGUAGAUCUCCAGUAUAUUAGGGCACAUAUAAUUGCACCAAAUGUAUAUCUUCUUGUAUCUAUUGAUGAUAUGGGGUUUUCUAGACUACAUGCAUUCUCUGGUGAUAAACUGUAUCUGCUGAAACAUUUGAAUGAACACCAGAUGCCUUUAAGUACACGUCAGUCAAGUAGAAUGUCUCUGCAGGAAGGAACAGAUAAAAUGAUCAUCAACAAAUGUAAAGCUUCAAAGGAAGGAGAUUAUUUGGGUGUUGUUUUUGAAAAUCCUGAAUCAAGAGACAUUUGGUUGGAGAUACACAAGCUACCAAGAGAAAACUGGGUUACAGAACUAGAUAAUAUCAAAGCAAAAUUACAGAAGAAAGAAGAACCAAAGCAGGAAAUGAAAGAAGUUAAGGAAGAAGAGAGCACAGAAACAGCUGAACCUGCUGAGGGUACUGAUGGAGAGAAAAGUGAAAGCCAAUCACAGAUUCAACAAUCACAGAGUAAUGAAGACACUGCAGGGGUCAAGUUUUCACAGCCUUCAUUAGUGUUUAAACUGAAACCACCACCACAAGUUUCAGCUUUGGAAUCAAGAGGUAAUUUGGCCUCAUCAGUCUAUUCUACCUGUCAGAAGGUCGACACAGGGGAGGUAAUUGGAACAGGACAAAAUCAUGUUUUAUCAACCACUCAGAUUGAAUUAAGAAAAGAAGUAUUUGACCAUUUACAUGAAAAUCUACUUGAAUAUGCAUCAAAAGAUGAUACUGUUGAUAAUAUACAGGAUGUAAAUUUUCAUUUCCUGAAUGCUGGAAAAAUGAUACCUCUUGGACUGGAAAAUCCAGCGAAUUUAACUAUUCCUACAACUGUAGCAGUGUGGUGGAAGGACAGUACACAUGUUAUGCAUUAUUCAUUACUCAAAACACCAGGAAAAGAUGAAACCAAACCAGAUAUGGUCUGGCCUUUUACUGCAAAGAUCACAUCAUCAGCAGUAUCAGAUGAGACAUCACUUAUGAUAAUAGGUCUAGUAGAUGGAAACAUUGUAUUAUGGGAUAGAUAUUUAGGAAUACAAAGAGGAGUUAUCAAUAUUUCUGACAAUUCCUGCAUAGAAAAGUUGUUGUUUUUAGACCCCAGUAUAUGUCCACAAGAAAUGACAGAAUACCCACCGUACAGUACUAGAACUACAUCCUAUCUACUGGUUCAGUGUAGGAAUGGAGCAAUGUAUGCUGUUCUUAUGGGAGCAGGAGGGACACAGGCUGAACCAAUAUGUCUUAGUCCUCAAAUUGAAGAAAGUGGUGAAAUAUUUUCUAAAGUAGAGACAGUUCGUGGAUUACCUGAUCUGAUACUUACAGUAUUACAGAAUGGAAAUGUACAGAUCAGAGAUGUACUUCAAGGAAAAGUUUUAUGUGAAAUGAAAGUUCCCGACACCCAUGAAAUAAUGUCUCCCUGGGAUCCUGUUGUUGCAAUUGGUAACACAGGACAGACUUUAUAUUUGAGAGUGAUAGAGAGGGAACCAGCAGAAACAGAUGAAACAACAACAGAUGCCAGUACCCCACAGGGAACAGUGUUAGUGUAUCCAUUAAAUACAUUUAAUACAUUGGAGACUUUCUUUAACAGAAAAAGGGAUUCUAUUCCACUGUCUGUCCAUACAACUGUAGAUAAAAGGGUUGAUGCUCUUAUGAAGGAAAGGAUUGCAAUGCAGGCAUUAAGAAAAGAUAGAAUGCAGGAAAGAUGGAAUUGUUUUAAGGAAGAAAUCUGGACAAUUUUACAGUACAAAGAACAAGCUGCAAGGAAGGCAGAAGAAAGAGAUGUCUAUGAAUUCCAACGUGUUCGAGUGUUUGACGUAAAGUCAUAGAAAGAAAACAGUGAGUCCGGGAUCUUUAGGAUGGACGCCUCUGUUUAAAUGAACAUUGUUUAACUGUGAUGUACAUAUCAACAUUCCGUCCUGAAACUUUACAAACACUUAUUGAAUUAUUUAUAUAUACAUGUAUGUAUAUUGUUUUAAUAAAUCAUUUAUAAAAAACAA